UCCUUUCAUCAUCCAACCAAGAAGUGAACAUAUUUCGUACUGCCAGAUUACUCCCGGAAAGCACAUGAUUGAAAAGUUUAAGCUCCCAUACUAUCACGUAGUUUUAUUUUCUGGACAAAUAUAUUAAUGAUUGUUAUUUGUGCUUUCGAAGAGAUUGCUGGAGAAACAAUUCAAGAUUAAAAAAUGUCUAAAAGAAAUGCCAAUAGAAAAACGAUUGAGAAGAAUUCAGACAAAUCACUUCUAGAUAAUCACUAUGUUGAAGAAUUAAAAGAGAAAACAUGCCUUCAACAUAUACAGUUAGAAGCGAAUGUUUGCGUUUGUCAGUGGCAGAAAUUUAGGUUGUCCAAUAUAGUAGAGGAAAAUGUUGAUUUCUUUAAGAAAUUUACUGAGCGAGUUAAUGAAUUAGUUAAAAAAAUUCACCAUGCGGUAAAUAUCUUUAUUGGCGAGUGUACUAAAUUUAAAAAUGAGGAAAGAACAUUUGUUGAAAUAUCAACAAAAUGUAUCAAUUCCCUGGAUAAAGUCAUGUCUCUAUUCAUCCAAGGGAUACAAGAGUUUGAUAUCAUGUUACAAAAUAUGGGUAAAAACUCAGAAAUCUUGAAUUAUUGCGACUCGCUGAAUUGUAAAGAUAUAAUAGAAAAGCACACUUUAAUGUAUUCAAAUGAAAAACUAACAGGAGAUAUAAAAGCCUUGAAUAAUGACCUUACGCAGCUAAUAAACCAAUUUCUUAUUAUUCUGUUACCAACAACUGAAACUGUCAAGGCAGAAAAGCGUCUUGCUACAAAGGCUCACUUUAUUUUACGCUUAAUGUGCAGUGAGGCUAUGAACGUGACAAGUUCCACAGGAAUUAAGCAAACAAACAUAAUGCAAGAGACGCAACAGGCGAACAAAAAAGAAAAGCAAUUUAUUAAAUCUUCCUUCGAAUUUCACAAUAAAAAUCCAAAUAAAAUUAUUGAUUCUAAUAAAAUGGUUAAUUUUGAAUUUAAUUCGGGAUUAAAGAAUAACUCUGAAACUAAGGAUAGACCGAAAUCAGAUAGAGAUAAUGCAGUCGCAGCCUUCAGAUAUUACUUACAUAUUGACUUGAAAAAAUUCACAUGGAAUAAUCGGGAAUUUAAUUUGCAUAUCGAUACGAGAGCGUUUGUAAUUAUUUCACAAACAUCCCAAACUAUACAAGCAAAAGCGAAUAUGAGCUGGCUUAGACUUUUUGGAAAUGCUGUUGAGAAACCUUGGAGUGAAUUCAAGAAAAUUUUGAUAGAACAUUACUAUGCAAAUACCGGACGACAUUUAACAACCGAACAAGUCAACUAUUUGAGACACAGAUUCCUGUUGAAUGAUGACAGCAGUGCCAUCUCUCUUCAGGAUCUUUUAACGAAAAAAUAUCCGGAGAGACAUAGCCCCCGAACAAAUGAAGAUAGACUUCAUAAAAAGAGUUUUACUCCUUGGCAUUGGUUUGUCACAUGCACCAAUUCACUAACUUCACAGAAAGUAAAUAAAUAUUGGCAGACAAGAUUGGUUUAUGGCUUUAUAAGUAAGGGCUACGCUGAAAGAAUUCUUGCAGAUUAUGACAAUGGAACUUUCCUCGUCCGUUUUGCCGAGAGUAGAAUAGAAGCUACUCAAGGAGCAUCACCCCAAGCAAAUUUUACACUAGCAGUGAAACAAGACAACCAAAUUUACCAUCUACAGGAUUUUUUAACUUACAAGGAAUUGGAACAGAGAAACUUGGAUUUAUACGAGACACUAAAUGAAAUGAAAAUUUACGGAACUGGAAGGAAACUAGUUAGCAACGGCAAAGUUAUACUUAGUCCUAUUGAAUAUCAAAAAUUGGAAACUCAAUCUUUCCAGCAGGCACUAGCAAAUAAUAUCGAGGAAUCACCUGGAGAAGAUGAAUAUAAUGCUGAGAGGGUAAACUACCAAGUUGUUCUCAGAUCAAAUAACAAGAGGAGUCAAUAUACAUUCAUUCCGGAAUUCAAUGGAAAUUCAGAUGAAUUUGAACCACCUACGCCAGCUGUGCAAGAACCCCCUACACCAAUCUUUCAAGAAGAUAUUCUUUCUCCAAACUCCCAGAAUAGUUGCCAUACGAUCGAUUAUGACUUUUUGCAACUACAGACACAUAGUUCGGAAGUGCUGGAAACUGACAAAAAUUUCCAGGCACAAGUUGAUACUUUUCUAAACAACCUAUCAGCCUCCUCAACAGAUAAUGAUUUUCCUAUGCUGUCAGAAGAUUUGAAUAUAACGGUGCAAGAUUGGUCCUCUCCAAUGGAAACCUAA
This is a messenger RNA of Dimorphilus gyrociliatus, 2265 nucleotides long. Lineage: Eukaryota; Metazoa; Annelida; Polychaeta; Dinophilidae. The record is from the annotation of a GenBank genome assembly.